AUGGCACGUAAGGUUAGUCCGGAUUGGGCUGCCCAAGCCCUAGCUGAAGCUGGGUACAACGACUCAGGCUUCCUGCGUGAUAUUCUAUUAAGCGAGUUCGAGCACAAAUCGCCAGCUGCCGUCCGUCAAGAAGCCAAGGUGAGAUCAGAAGCGAUAUUCAGCAGCUAUGAUACACUCCACGAGAUCAUGAUUCGUCAUGAAGCUACAAUUAGGAAGCGGUGGGGAAAGAAAAUACGGCCCCAAAGGCUCAAGAUACUGUUGAAUGCCUGGCCGGGCAUGCCCGUAAUGCAUCGUCCAGAUUUCGAUGCAAUCCGAAAGUGUUCCGCGCGAGGGCAAUACCUAAAGGCCGAUCCUCAAUAUAGGUCAGAGUUCAUAUGGCCGUACAUCAACCAAGAAGAUCUUGUACAACCCAAAACGCUGCUAUUGCUGCUUAAUGCACGAGGUCGUCAUCCCCCAUUUGAGUUCUCCGGUACGGAUGGGGCUGCCAUGCACCUGGGUCACGUCACAAAGGCUAUCAUACCCAUCUUCUUAAGCAAGCAUGUCAUGAUCAUAGACGGAGCCACCAACGCUACAGACUAUGGCAGAUUAAUUUCAUGGGAGGACCAUCCGCACGCUUUUGUCUGGAUGAUGACCCGGAAGCAGUAUUUACCAGGAGAAGGUCUUCUUGUCUUGGAAGCACAGGAAAGGCUUUUGAAAUUUCUAGUAGAUUGCUGCAAGCAGAUUCUGCAUGAUGUUCCAGAGGACACCCUAACAACUGAUGCCUUCCCUGUUCAACCCGAGCCAGCAAUUCAUGUCGAAGGCGAGUCGAGCGGUCUUGGAUCCCUUGCUUUACUGGCGGCAGAAGCUCCGUAUCGAGUCCCCACGCAUCUCGACCUAGGCCGAAUUGUAUCUCUCCUCGGCGCCAGAGAAUCUGCCGCCGAAGAUCAUCUUUGGGCCUUGCGAGAAGACCCGAGCUACUUCGCUGAGCAGCUUGAGGACGCGAAGGAGCAUCGAUCAGAAAUGUUGAAAGAUAUUAAUGGGGAUAUACACCCUACCCUUAGACCUGGCCACGAAACCACAUUCUGGGCUCGCCUCAUCGGUCAAGUAGUCGCCUCCGCCUACGCCCAACUGGAAGCCUUCUCGGAGCUUCGCCGGCAAGCCAAGAACCUACAAGAAUUACAGCAGAAGCAUCGCUCCAACAUAGAUCCUACUAAGGAUUUGCCUCAAGAAUAUCGAUUAGCCAUUCUAAAGUUCCGCCAUUACGCAGACAAGCUAGCUCAAGGCCAUUUGGCUGUACUCAGGGAUGAAGUUCCUGCAUCCCCACCGCUUCGCUCCCGCUAUGUGCGAUGCCAACCUUGGAACAGCACAUCAUCCGAGAUGGACAUCCGACUAAGACGAAUCGUUAAAGGCAGCACCGUUGAGCUGGAAACGAAUUGGCUGCUGUCAACCUUGAUGGUCGACGGGUUCUCCCUAUUCCUAAUCAGCAUGCCCUUGAUCCUAGACGAACUCGAGAGGUUGCUGCAAGCGGAGAAGAGUGCAUCAGACCUGUUAUCCGCCCGCGUCGCUGGAACAAUUGGAGAUCUAUCUAUACUAUCCCAGUGCAUUAACCAGAUCGACCUGUACCUCCCAUGGGCGCGAACCUUCGAGCACGUCACACUAGAUCAACAAAACAGCAUCGACAAGGAUUACACGGAAACCUUCGCACCAUGGCAAGAAAUAUCGGCUGCUCUUCAAGCCGAUGACCUUCAAGAGGUGGCAACGCUAGCUAACCCUCUGCGCAAGAAGUUCUUCUACCCGGUAGAGAAGCGCCGGACUAAGGAAAACGUGGAAACGCUUCGACUGGCUGAACGCAAUCUAGACGACGUAUGGGACAGGCUCGAUCGCCUGAUGCACGCCAAGUGUGGAAAGAUGGACAGAACCGCGGCACGGCAGCUUCUAUCGCAGCCUCGCAUCUUGCAACGCACGCCUCCUUGGACUGCGAAAGCUCCCGUGGCAACUAAACAACAGGAGCAGAAGCUGGAUGAUCUGGAUACUUUGUACCGACCUUUAUCAACGCUCUAUUUCGGGCUCCACCCCCAGGAAUCGAAAGACGCACAAGACAUCCAGAGAACCAAGCAGAAGACCAGAGGAGUACCGCAGCAGGCCCAGCCCCCGACAAGCCCAUCGUCACCUCUCGACACCGAGCUCGCGAACACAGAACCCCAGCCCGCCCCUAUCACCGUCGACUCCAAGUCCUUCAAGGUCUUCCGCACCCUCUUCUUCAACCCCGAGUCGACCUCCACGCCGGGCGAGAUCGCCUGGGCCGACUUCCUGCACGCCAUGACAUCGACGGGCUUGUUCUCGGCGGACAAGCUGUACGGCUCGGUGUGGCAGUUCGAGAGAUCGGAUGGGCUGGGCCUGGGGAGGAUCCAGUUCCACGAGCCGCAUCCGCGGGGCAAGAUCCCGUUCACGAUCGCGAGGAGGUACGGGAGGAGAUUGAAUCGCGCGUUUGGGUGGAGUGGGGAGACGUUUAGGGUGAGGAGGAGGGGGUAG
Hypoxylon fragiforme is the source of this 2511-nucleotide messenger RNA. RefSeq lists its product as uncharacterized. The transcript has a single exon. NCBI's taxonomy places the organism in Eukaryota, Fungi, Ascomycota, Sordariomycetes, Xylariales, Hypoxylaceae. Bases 1 to 2511 code for a protein of 836 amino acids. The record is from RefSeq and is a predicted model, not a curated record.